Messenger RNA from Prunus persica (peach), 2015 nucleotides. RefSeq lists its product as uncharacterized. The transcript has a single exon. NCBI's taxonomy places the organism in Eukaryota, Viridiplantae, Streptophyta, Magnoliopsida, Rosales, Rosaceae. The record is from RefSeq and is a predicted model, not a curated record. Bases 1039 to 1767 code for a protein of 242 amino acids.
AGUACAAUUUGCCACUUGGCAGCUUGAGCUAUACAAAGAUCUUCACAAAUUCCUUAAAUUCGGAAAUCACAGUGGUCGAGACACCUGUGACAGUGGCACUGAAGACCAUCUCGUUUGUUUCUGCUUUUUUUGCUUUGUCUUCAUAACAUUAUGAACCUUCCAGAUGAAUCCAUGCUGCUACUUUUACAAGCGUUGAACUCCUUUAUUUAUCAAAGAGAUUGAGAAUAUAAUCCAAAGCAUCCCAAAACAUUCCACCUGUUGGGGUCAGAGACUCGAGAUGAAUUUUGGGGACAUUGCUUGCCUUUGUUCUUUUGUAGUCUUUGAAGAAACCUUUGCGUGAAACUCUAAAAUUAGUCCUUGACUGAAAAACCAUUUAUAAGUUGGUUCUGCAUUUAAGUUCGAAUCCCCCUCUUCGUAGUUUAAAUUAGUUUAAAGUAAAUUAUCGCUUACAUAAAAAAUAAAAUAAAAAACCAUUUAUAAGUUGGUUCUGCAUCUAAGUUCGAAUCCCCCUCUUCGUAGUUUAAACUAGUUUAAAGUAAAUUAUCGCUUACAUAAAAAAUAAAAAAAACCAUUUACAAGUUUCUGAUUCUUCAUCAAGGACAAGUUUGAUUCUUAAGCUCAUCAAUUAUAGUAACAUUUAUAUGGUUUUAAGUCGAUAACCUUCAGUAUUAGAAAUGCUAUCUUAAUCCCAUAAGGGAGGCAACAGCAAAAAAUAACAUCCUUCCACGGCAAUAGAUUCCAAAGGCAAUGAAUGCUAUCUUUGAUCCCUCUGUAUCUCAAACAUUCUCACCUUAAUUAUUGCAUGAACAUGACCAAUUUUUUAUUCUUCACUUGUAAAACUCAAGCAAAGAAUCUUACCUUAGCUACAAGACUGUUGAGAAACCCUUUUUUUUAAGCUAUCAAAAGCAUACCAAACUUAACUGGCCAUUUAACCCUCAUCUCCAUAUAAGCAUCUCUCAUCUUGCUGCUACUUCCAAAUUGGCCUGAGUGAGAAACUUAGGAUUUUCCUGAGAAAAAAAGAAAGAAAAAAGAAAACCCAUGAAGAUUGACAAGGAAAUCUCUCACCCCAUCCACCUACAACACAAGCUCAAGAUUGAAUACACAGAGAUCCCAUUCUACUGUGAUGGGUGCAAAGAACCUGGCAUUGGCCUUAAAUACAAGUGUCAGAAAUGUGAGUUUGACUUGCAUAAGGCAUGUGCUGUGGCUGCUCCCAACAUCCACCAUCCCUUCUACAACAAAUGUGAGUUUCAUUUUCUUCACAACCCGCCUGGCGCUGCUAGGAGAGUGUGUGAUGCAUGUAGGAAGGAUGUUUUGGGGUUUGUGUACCACUGCUGGAAAUGUGAUUUUGAUCUGCACCCUUGUUGUGCAAACCUCCCACAAGUCCUAGACGAUGGGGAGCACAACCUUUACUUGUGCCUCAAGUUAUCUAGUCCUUGUCAUAGGUGUGGAGGCAAGGGGCCUGGUUGGUCUUACAGGUCUGAUUGCAAGACCUAUAACCUUCAUGUGUCAUGUGUGAAGGAGUUGCUUGUGGAGAGCUGGCAAGCCAUGUAUCUCAAUGUGGACAAGAACAAAGUUAGGGAAAUGCAGACUAGAAUCCCAAGCCUUAAGGGAACGCUGAAAAACCAUCAUGGAGGGAGAGGAGGAGGAGGAAAGGUCAGAAAGUGUUGCCAGAUUGCUGGUGGUGCCGUUCGUGUUAUUGUCUCUGCCAUCCUGGGAGAUCCUACUGCUCUUAUAGGCGCGGUUGUCGGCGGUUUCAUAUCCAAGUAGAAGGGGGGGAAAUGAAAACAAGUGUGCUUAGUAUGUCUUGUUAUUACUUUUCUUCAUGUUUUCCUGUUUCACGGUUUGUUACUUGGUUACAUGUAAAUUUAUAAGUACUGUGUGUGUGAAUGAUUAGGACCCUGCAGUGUCCUCCAAAUCUGCAUAUUAAAGUUAAAAAUAUGUUUAGAUAUGACAUUGUGUGUCGUUUCUUGAGUAGCAUUUCAUUCGGAUAAGGAAACAACUGAGAAUUGGUGCCU